AAAGUGACAUCAACACAACUUGAUCAGCUGGCUGGCAAGUCGAAGUCUUCAGAGCUAGUGUUGGCCGGUCUGGGCGCACUGGGUCGGCCAGCGGAGAGCAACUGGACCGCUGAGCAGCGCUUGGCCAUGGAGAGCAGCCAGCGUGAAACGGGUUAUAAUGCUUGGCUCUCGGAGCGCAUAUCGCCGGAGCGUAAGCUUUUCGAUAUGCGCCAUCGUAGCUGCAAAAAGCUCAAGUACCCAGUGGAAAACCUGCCAGCGAUCAGUGUAAUCAUCACCCACCACAAUGAGCAGCCCAGUGUGCUGCUGCGAACGCUGAGCAGUCUGAGAAGUAGAACAUCGCCGAGAUUGCUGCGAGAGAUCAUUCUGGUGGACGAUGGCAGCGAGCAGGAGUUCUCUGUGGACGCAGGGUUCGAGGGGCUGGUGCAGCAGCAGCGCCUGCCCAAGCAGCUGGGCCUGAUGCAGGCACGACUGGCGGGUGCUCAAAAGGCUCAGGCCGAAGUGCUCGUCUUCCUUGAUGCACACAUCGAGGUCACGCGGGGCUGGCUGGAGCCACUGCUGGCUCCCAUGCUGGAGAGCAACAGGACCUGCACCACGCCCGUGGUGGACACCAUUGACUAUGAAACGUUCGCCUAUAGGCGUGGCAGGCCAUCGCGUGGCUUCUUCGACUGGGACUUUAACUACAUCCAGCUGCCCUUACUGAAGCAGGAGGAGCUGGCGCUGCCGGCGCCACAUGAAAACCCCAUCAUGAAUGGGGGUCUCUUUGCCAUAUACCGCAGCUGGUUCUUCGAGCUGGGCGGCUACGAUGAGGGGCUGCGCAUUUGGGGCGGCGAGCAGUUCGAGCUGAGCCUCAAGAUAUGGCUGUGCGGCGGCCGACUGCUGGAGGUGCCCUGCUCCAGAGUGGGGCAUCUAUUCAGAAACAGCCACUUCCAUCCGCAGUACAAGAAGGCGGAGAGCAAGGCCAUAGCUAGGAACUACAGGCGCGUGGCUGAGGUGUGGCUGGACGAGUACAAGGACAAGCUCUAUGCAAACAUGCCCCACUUGACGCACGUCAAGGUGGGUUCCCUGAAGAAACAAAAGGAGCUGCGUCAACGUCUGCGCUGCAAGCCCUUCAAAUGGUUUCUGGAUCACUUGGCUGGGGAUUUCUUGGAGCAGUAUCCCAUAGACGAGCCUCUGGACUAUGCCUUUGGCGCUCUCCAGAGCCUAGCGGCACCCUCGCUCUGCCUGGAGAGAGCCGAGUCUGCAAAGCACCCGCAACUGCUGCCCUGUGAUGAGGAUCUCAUGUACCCCAAGUUGCAGCAGAAGUGGGCCUUGAGUCACUUUCGCGAUCUCCACUCGAACUCCCAUUGCCUGGAGCUGCAGCAGGAAAAGCCGAAAGCAGAGAUUUGGCUGUGGCAAUGCCAUCAUCAUGCGGGCAAUCAGUUUUGGUCCUAUGACUUGAAUACCAAUCAGAUUGUCCAUGGCCAGAGCAGAGCGCACAGACUUUGCCUCGAGGCUCAACUGGAAACAAAAACUGUGAUCGCCGAUGUCUGUGAUACUCAGAGCCAAAGGCAGCGCUGGAAGUUUGGCUAUGCUAAUGAGCGAUUGCUGGGAGACUUUUGGCUGAAGGUGGCUCAGUAAAGUCAGCAAAAGUCAGAAAAGGGUUAAUGGAAG
Messenger RNA from Drosophila arizonae, 1650 nucleotides. RefSeq names its product Polypeptide N-Acetylgalactosaminyltransferase 8 (gene Pgant8). Gene Ontology annotation, molecular function: polypeptide N-acetylgalactosaminyltransferase activity. Lineage: Eukaryota; Metazoa; Arthropoda; Insecta; Diptera; Drosophilidae. Gene Ontology annotation, biological process: protein O-linked glycosylation. Gene Ontology annotation, cellular component: Golgi apparatus. The record is from RefSeq and is a predicted model, not a curated record.